Monodelphis domestica (gray short-tailed opossum) is the source of this 3872-nucleotide messenger RNA. It is a transcript of the gene FHOD1, whose product is annotated as formin homology 2 domain containing 1. The record is from RefSeq and is a predicted model, not a curated record. NCBI's taxonomy places the organism in Eukaryota, Metazoa, Chordata, Mammalia, Didelphimorphia, Didelphidae. Gene Ontology annotation, molecular function: actin filament binding. Gene Ontology annotation, cellular component: cytoskeleton; cytoplasm. Gene Ontology annotation, biological process: cortical actin cytoskeleton organization.
GCUCUGUUCUGUUCUGUCCUGUCUGGUCCCAGCUGCCGAGUGGAUCUGCAGUCUCUGGCCCGGGAGUGAGACACCGAGCCGAGCGAGCUGGCGGCUGGGGCCAUGGCGGGCGGGGGCGGGCGGGAGGACAGCGAGGCGGUGGUGGUAACGGUGAGGGUGCAGUACUUGGAGGACACGGACCCCUUCGCCUGCGCCAACUUCCCGGAGCCCCGCCGGGCCCCUACCUGCACCCUGGACGGGGCGCUGCCACUGGGCGCCCAGAUCCCCGCGCUACACCGGCUGCUGGCGGCGCCGCUCAAGAUGGAAGACUGUGCCCUGCAGGUGUCCCCAUCCGGAUAUUACCUGGACCCAGAUCUGUCCCUGGAAGAACAGCGAGAGAUGCUCGAUGACUUCUAUGAAGAAAUUGGCAAAGGGAGGAAGCCCACCCUGAUCCUGCGGACCCAGCUCUCCAUCCGAGUCCAUGCCAUCCUGGAAAAGCUCUAUAGAUCCAGCGGGCCUGAGCUGCGACGUUCACUCUUCUCCCUGAAGCAGAUCUUCCAGGAGGACAAGGACCUGGUACCGGAGUUUGUGCACUCAGAGGGCCUGAGCUGCCUGAUCCGAGUCGGGGCCGCUGCGGACCACAACUACCAGAGCUACAUUCUUCGAGCCCUGGGCCAGGUGAUGCUCUUCGUGGAUGGGAUGCUGGGUGUGGUGGAACACAGCGAGACCGUGCAGUGGCUCUAUACCCUCUGUGCCAGUGUGUCUCGCCUGGUGGUAAAGACAUCUUUGAAGCUCCUUCUGGUGUUUGUGGAAUAUGCAGAAACGAACGCUCAGCUCUUCAUCCACGCUGUCAAUGCUGUCGCCAAUGCCACUGGUGCCUACCCAUGGGCCACCUUCGUGUCCAUCCUGGAAGAGAAGAAUGGAGCUGACCCAGAGUUGCUGGUGUUCACCAUGACACUGAUCAACAAGACUCUGGCAGCCCUUCCUGACCAGGACUCAUUCUACGAUGUGACAGAUGCACUGGAACAACAGGGCAUGGAGGGCAUUGUGCAGAAGCACCUGGGAAGCCCAGGCACAGAUGCUGACCUUCGGGCACAGCUUGUCCUCUAUGAGAGUGCCCUGCGGCUAGAGGAUGGGGACCCUGAAGAGGGAGUCCCCAGUGGGCGCAAGGAGCGCAGGAAGCCAUCCUCAGAGGAGGGAAAAAGGAGUAGGCGUUCCUUGGAGGGGACAGGAUCUGGCAUCAAUUCCCCUUCCAGGGCAAGCUGCCCUACCCUGCCCCAUUCCAAAUCUCCUGUGGAAGCUCACCCUUGCCCCAUAGGACCAGCCCCCUGCCUCAGUUCCUCCGUGGUUUCGUUUCCCAGCCCCACUGUGGUUCCCCCUAUUGAUGUACUAGGUGAAAGGAGCAUCUAUAAACUUCAUCAAACUGUUCCUCUUUGGGCCCCUGAGAGCCCUCCCGUCCCUGGGGUCCCCCCUGUGCUGAGCAGGUUGGAAGCCCGUUUCCUGGAGAACAUAGCUGCCGCUGAAACAGAGAAGCAGGCUGCUUUGGCCCAGGGUCGGGCUGAGGCUCUAGCUGAGGCCAAGCUGGAUGAAGCUGACGGACACCCAGACCCCCGAGAGCUGUGGAGCACCCCAGAGCCAACCCCCACCCCCCACUCCCCUAGCACCCCAAGAAGUCCACUUUCCCGACCCCUGAUCCUAGCCCAGAGAAGCCUGGAGUCUGAGGUCCUGACCCCAGAGGCUAAGGUCACCUCAGAGCCACCCACACCCCAACCUUCACUCCAAAUUGGAGAUUUGGACUUCUCUGACCUAGGGGAGGAUGAAGACCAGGACUUGUUGGCCACUGAGUCAGCUGGGGCUGGAGAUGUCCUGGCACCACCACCCCUCCCUGGGAAUCCUCCACCUCCACCCCCUUUGCCCCUAGGAUGCCCCCCACCACCCCCACCCCCACUACCACCUUUCGGAGGGGCACCCCCACCUCCCCCACCCCCUGGGCUACCCCCACCUCCACCAGGUCCUUCUACCACUGACGGUCCCAUCCUCCCUCCUAAGAGGAAGACCGUGAAGCUGUUUUGGCGGGAGCUGAAACUUGGACAGGGACUCAAAGGCAGGGGUCGGUUCGGCCCAAACCCUACCCUAUGGGCCUCCUUGGAGCCUGUGACUCUGGACACUGCCAAACUGGAACACCUGUUUGAGACAAGAGCCAAGGAAGUGAUGUCCAACAAGAAAGCUGCUGAAGGCCGAAGGACAAUGACGACGGUGCUGGACCCCAAACGAAGUAAUGCCAUCAACAUUGGCCUCACGGCACUGCCCCCCGUCCACGUCAUCAAGGCGGCCCUGCUUGGUUUUGACGAGUUUGCCGUCAGCAAAGAUGGCAUUGAGAAGUUGCUGAUGAUGAUGCCGACAGAAGAGGAAAAACAGAAGAUCCAAGAGGCCCAACUGGCCAACCCAGGCAUCCCACUAGGCCCGGCGGAGAACUUCCUGUUGACCCUCGCCUCCAUUGGCGGGCUGGCAGCCCGACUCCAGCUGUGGGCCUUCAAACUAGAUUAUGACACCAUGGAACGGGAGAUCGCAGAGCCGCUGUUUGACCUUAAGCAGGGGAUGGAACAGCUGGCCCAGAACCCCACCUUCCGCUGCAUCCUGGCCACCCUGCUGGCUGUGGGCAAUUUCCUCAAUAACACCAAGAGCUGCGGAUUUGAGCUGAGCUACCUGGAGAAGGUGUCUGAGGUGAAAGACACGGUCCGGAGGCAGUCCCUGCUCUAUCAUCUCUGCACGCUGGUGCUCCAGAGCCAGCCGGACUCCUCGGAUCUCUACUCGGAGAUCCCAGCCCUCACUCGCUGCGCCAAGGUGGACUUCGAGAUGCUGGCUGAGAACUUGGGGCAGCUGGAGCGGCGCAGCCAGGUCGCGGAGGAGAAUCUGAAGGACCUGAUUAAACAUGAUCUAACGCCUGCCCUGCGCACCCGCCUUACCCACUUCCUAAGCCAGUGUGCCCGGCGCAUUGCCAUGCUCAAAGUGGUCCACCGCCGUGUGUGCAACAGGUUCCGCGCCUUCCUGCUCUAUUUGGGCUACCCUGCAGAAGUGGCCCGGGAGAUUCGAGUGAUGCCGUUCUGCCACACACUCCACGAGUUUGCGCUGGAGUACCGGACCUGCUGGGAUCGUGUACUGCAACAGCAGCGGAAGCGAGCCACUUACCGGGAACGCAACAAGACCAGGGGGCGCAUGAUCACUGAGACAGGGAAAUUCUCCUCUAUGGCUGAGGCAGCCUCGAGCCUCGAGACUGUGCCGGUGGCAGUGAUCAGCGGCCCAGAUCAGGGGGACAAGGACACUGAUGUCACCAUGCGCAGCCUACUGAGCAGCGGGUCCGAAGCCCCGACCCACAGCCGGAGGAGCCGAGGUAUGUCCCGGAACACCCCUUCAGGAGCCCCAGCGGCGUCCCCAACGGCAUCCCCGGAGGAGGCCCCGGGCUCUGGCGCUCCCAGCGAUGUGUCGGACGAGAUCAUGGACAGGCUGGUGCAGUCAGUGACCCGGUGCAGGCCCAGGGCCCUGGCUGCCCAGGAGCGAAAGCGAUCUCGGGGCAACAGAAAGUCCUUGAGAAGGACCCUGAAGGGCGGCCUUGGUGAUGACCUGGUGCAGGCACUGGGACUGAGCAAAGGGCCUGGCCUGGAGGUGUGAGGGGGAUCCCCUAAUGCACCCCACCCCUGGAGCCUUCCAGAGCAUGGUCUGAGACUCCAGAGGAGCCCUACCCCAGCCAUUUCGUCACUCCAUGUGUGUGCCACGAGGCCAGCAUCCUGAGCAGUAUUACGUGUGUGUGUGUGUGUGCGCGCGUGCCUGUGUUUGGUGUGUGUGUGUGUGACAUUCCCAGCCGGGGAGAAUAGAAUAAAGGUAUUUCUAACCAA